AUGUUCAUGUUCAUUUUUAUUUUCCUAUCGAUUUUUGGCGCUACAAAUUCUCUAAAACCGAGAUGUAUUGCGGAAUUAGUAGAAUUGUUGAAUCAAGAGAGACAAAGUGCUGUUUAUUUUUAUCAGGUGGCGAAUAUGCGAAAAUUGGUGGGUUAAUCCGAAUCCACGUGGAAUCCAAAACAUGGAGGUUUUCUGAAGGUUUUUUGGACCACGUGGCAAAAUACUUUUUAGAAAAUCAAAGCUGAAAAUUAUCAUGAAACUUGGGCCGAAUCUCCACGUGUCAGUUUAUUUAUGAAAAAUAAUAGAAUUUUUGCUGAAAAUAUCAUUUUAAUGAAAACCAGCUCUGAAUUUCGUCCUCACAAAAUUAAUUUCAGAUUUACUCCACUAGACUUGAAAGCGACGCACUCAAUGCGACCAUACCAUUUAUGGAUUUUCAAGUUAGAACUAGCACAGAAUAUCCUUCUCCAAGAUCACCUACCAUUCUUCACCAUCAGAGCCUUAGAAUUAGACCAUUCAUUUUCGACGAUGCAUUUAAUACAUGGUUCGAAAAACUUGCUAGAAAAGUUCCGAAUUUCGAUCAAACCAAUCCAAAAAUUCUGACAAGAGAAUGGAAAAGAAGAGCUCCAGAAUAUUUUCAAAUAAUUUGGCCGGAAGCUUUCGAAAUCGGAUGCGUCCAUGUAACUCGACCGGAUUUGCACUUAUUUUUGGCUUGUUCUUUUGAUGCUUCUCCAGUCAUUGAUCAACAUAUUUUUGAAACCGGACCUCCUUGUUCAAAAUGUCCACGUGGAAUGCGUUGUGAUCACGGUUUAUGUAUGUGA
Messenger RNA from Caenorhabditis angaria, 818 nucleotides. The record is from the annotation of a GenBank genome assembly. NCBI's taxonomy places the organism in Eukaryota, Metazoa, Nematoda, Chromadorea, Rhabditida, Rhabditidae.